Molecule: messenger RNA, 1290 nt
Organism: Leptinotarsa decemlineata (Colorado potato beetle)
Lineage: Eukaryota; Metazoa; Arthropoda; Insecta; Coleoptera; Chrysomelidae
Product: RNA-binding protein 47
Molecular function (GO): RNA binding
Source: RefSeq, a predicted model, not a curated record
AUGGCUGUACCAAUAGAGAUGCCCCAGAGAAGAAUGUUGAAUUGGUUACCACCCUUUCAGAAGGAUCAAAUAAUGGGGCACCGUCACAAUUUUGUCCAGAAUAGUUUCAAUCUAGUGUACAACUGUGAAGUUAUGACAAUGGAGGGCAAACGUCUGAUUACAGAGUGUAUAAGGUUUCAAAAAAUCCUGUAUCAUCCCAUCAAAAAAACUGAGUUUGUUCCAAAAAAUGGCUCUGAACUUUUCGUGAAGAAUAUUCCCUUCGACGCUGAGGAAGAUGAGUUGGUCGAUUUUUUCGAAAAAUGUGGUGAAAUAUUUCAGUUGAGACUGAUGAUGGCAGAUGACGGAGUUUUAAACAGAGGAUUCUGCUACGUGUCCUAUAUGUCUCCAGAAGAAGCAAAAAAGGCUGCAAAGGAACUGAAAUGUACCGCAUUUCGGUCAAAUGUAUUCCUCAGUAUCGAGAGUUCCUUGAAUAAUUGUCGAAUAUUCAUAGGAGGAAUUCCCACCUUCAAGACUAAGGAUCAGAUCUGGCAAGAACUGGAAAAAAACGGGGUAAAAAACAUCGUAGACGUCAUCAUGUACAGGAGUUACAUUAACAGAGCAGAAAACCGAGGAUUCGUUUUUGUGGAGUUUCAAACACACGAGCAAGCUGCAAGUUUCCGUGUUAAACAUGUAGAUUCGCUGAAAUUAUGGGGAAAGCCAGCUAUAGUUGAUUGGUCUAUACCGAUUCCAGUACCUGAUACAUCAGUUUUAGAAAGUGUAAAGAUAAUUUAUCUGAGAAACCUGGAGGUUACUGAGACACCAGAAAAUCUUGAAGGAAUGCUGCUUCAAUACGUGGAAAAAAAAUGUCUCGAGAAAGUAUAUAAAUUCAAAGAUUACGCCUUCGUCCAUUUGUCAACGAGAGAAGAGGCAGAAAAGCUGAUGGUACUCUUGAAAGAUCAUUAUAAGGAUACUCUUGUGGAAAUUGAAUGGGCCAGACCACCCAGUAAAUAUACAAGUCCAGAAUAUCGCCAUCAGAAGAUAUGUAGUUUUUCAAAGCCACGUUCACGAACAUGCUCUUCCUCAUCAAAUUUGUCGCAGAAUAGUGAUGAAUGCAGCCCCUCUAGAUGGAGUCCCAAGCCAUUGGAACAAUCUGCCAAGUCGGACAAAGAAACGCAGACUUGCAAAGUAUCACAGGAAUCUCCACCAAUUUUAUUAAAUCAAUUGAAUAUAGAUAAUAAACAGGAAUUGAGACCAGAGACUACAGACCAUUUAAUGUGUGGAAUUGCAUAUGAUUCAGCUGCGAGAGGGUAA